This is a messenger RNA of Ceratotherium simum simum (southern white rhinoceros), 4252 nucleotides long. Its product is annotated as ATP-binding cassette sub-family C member 12. Gene Ontology annotation, molecular function: ATP binding; ATP hydrolysis activity; ABC-type transporter activity. Lineage: Eukaryota; Metazoa; Chordata; Mammalia; Perissodactyla; Rhinocerotidae. The record is from RefSeq and is a predicted model, not a curated record. Gene Ontology annotation, cellular component: membrane. Gene Ontology annotation, biological process: transmembrane transport.
UCUGCUGCAGAGUGAAGGUGUCCCUAGUCCAAGAGCCCAGGGCUCCAGACUGCUAUCAGGAUGGUGGGUGAAGUCCCCUACCUUCUCUCAGAUCUGGACCGGCAAGGCCAGCGGAGAUCCUUUGUAGAGAGAUAUGACCCCAGCCUGAAGACCAUGAUCCCAGUGAGACCCUAUGCAAGGUUGGCGCCCAACCCCAUAGACGAUGCAGGGCUUCUCUCCUUUGCCAUGUUUUCCUGGCUCACACCGGUGAUGGUUCGAGGCUACAAGCACACGCUGACUGUGGACACCCUGCCCCCAUUGUCACCGUAUGACUCCUCCGACACAAACGCCAAAAGAUUUCGAAUCCUUUGGGAUGAAGAGGUAGAAAGGGUGGGUCCUGAGAAAGCCUCUCUGGGCCGAGUGGUCUGGAAAUUCCAGAGGACACGUGUUUUGAUGGAUAUUGUGGCCAACAUCCUGUGCAUUAUCAUGGCAGCUAUAUGGCCGACAGUUCUCAUCCACCAAAUCCUCCAGCACACUGAGAGCAUCUCCAGGAAUGUCUGGGUUGGCAUUGGCCUAUGCAUAGCCCUUUUCGCCACUGAGUUUACCAAAGUCCUCUUUUGGGCCCUUGCCUGGGCUAUAAAUUACCGCACGGCAAUCCGGUUGAAGGUGGACAUCUCCACCCUGGUUUUCGAAAACCUGGUGUCCUUCAAGACACUGACACACAUCUCCAUUGGCGAGGUGCUCAAUAUACUAUCAAGUGAUAGUUAUUCCUUGUUUGAAGAUGCCUUGUUUUGUCCCUUGCCAGCCACCAUUCCUAUCCUGAUGGCUGUUUGUGCGGUGUACUCCUUUUUCAUUCUGGGGCCCACAGCUCUCAUUGGAAUAUCUGUGUACGUCACAUUCAUUCCCAUCGAGAUGUUUAUGGCUAAGCUCAAUUCAGCUUUCCGAAGAUCAGCAAUUUCAGUGACAGACAAGCGAGUUCAGACAAUGAAUGAGUUUCUGACCUGCGUCAAGUUGAUUAAAAUGUACGCCUGGGAGAAAUCUUUUACUAACACCAUUCGAGAUAUAAGGAAAAGGGAAAGAAAAUUACUGGAAAAAGCUGGACUUGUCCAAAGUGGAAACUCAGCCCUAGCCCCCAUUGCAUCCACCAUAGCCAUUGUAUUGACCUUCGCCUGCCACAUCCUCCUGAGACGCAAGCUCACCGCCCCAGUGGCAUUUAGUGUGAUUGCCAUGUUUAAUGUAAUGAAGUUUUCAAUUGCAAUCUUGCCUUUCUCGGUCAGAGCAGCAGCUGAAGCCAAUGUUUCUCUAAGGAGAAUGAAGAAAAUUCUCAUAAAUAAAAGCCUCCCAUCUUACAUCACCCAACCAGAAGACCCAGAUACUGUCUUGCUUUUAGCAAAUGCUACCUUGACAUGGGAGCAAGAAGCCAGCAGGAAAAGCGACCUAAAGAAAGCACAGAACCAGAAAAAGCAUUUUCUCAGGAGACAGAGGUCAGAGGCAUACAGUUUGGGUCCACCAGCCCAGGAAGUCACUGGCCCAGAGGAGCAAAGUGGCAGCCCCAAAUCAGUUCUGCACAAUAUAAGCUUUGCCGUGAGGAAGGGGAAGGUCAUGGGAAUAUGUGGGAAUGUUGGAAGCGGAAAAAGCUCCCUCAUUGCAGCUCUCCUAGGACAGAUGCAGUUACAACAAGGGACCGUGGCAAUCAACGGGACUCUGGCCUAUGUUUCCCAGCAAGCAUGGAUCUUUCACGGAAAUGUGAGAGAAAACAUACUGUUUGGAGAAAAGUAUGAUCACCAAAGGUAUCAGCACACGGUUCGUGUCUGUGCCCUCCAGGAGGACCUGAGCAGCCUCCCUUACGGAGACCUGACCGAGAUCGGGGAGUGGGGCCUCAACCUCUCCGGGGGUCAGAGGCAGAGGAUCAGCCUGGCCCGCGCCAUCUACUCAAACCACGAGGUCUAUCUGCUGGAUGAUCCCCUGUCGGCCGUGGAUGCCCACAUGGGGAAGCACGUCUUUGAGGAGUGCAUUAAGAAGACACUCAGGGGGAAGACCGUGGUCCUGGUGACCCACCAGCUUCAGUUCUUGGAGUCUUGUGAUGAAGUCAUUUUGCUAGAAGACGGAGAGAUUUGUGAAAAGGGAACCCACAAGGAGUUAAUGGAGGAGAGAGGGCGCUAUGCAAAACUGAUUCACAACCUUGGAGGGUUGCAAUUCAAGGAUCCCAAGCACAUUUACAAUGCAGCAAUGGUGGAAGGCCUUAAGGAGAGCCCUGCUGAGAGAGAUAAAGAUGCUGUUUUGGCUCCAACAGAUGAGAAAGUUGAAGGAAACGAACCUGAAACAGACUCAGAAUUUCUAGAUGUAAAAGUUCCUCUGCACCAGCUUGUUCAGACUGAAUCCUCCCGGGAAGGAACUGUGACCUGGAAAACGUAUCACACGUACAUUAAGGCUUCUGGAGGGUACCUCCUGUCUCUCUCCACAGUGUCCCUCUUCCUCCUGAUGAUUGGCAGCUCCGCCUUUGGCAACUGGUGGCUGAGUCUCUGGUUGGACAAGCGUUCCUGGAUGACCUGUGGGCCCCAGGGCACUAACAGCACAUGUGAGGUCGGCACGGUGCUGGCAGACACUGGGCAGCACAUGUACCAGUGGGUGUACGUGGGGAGCAUGGUGUCCAUGCUGGCGUUUGGCAUCACCAAAGUCUUCGCCUUCACCAAGACCACACUGAUGGCAUCCUCCUCGCUACAUGACCAAGCACUUGACAAGAUCUUAAAGAGCCCAAUGAGCUUCUUUGACACGACUCCCACUGGCAGGCUCAUGAACCGUUUUUCCAAGGAUAUGGACGAGCUGGAUGUGAGGCUGCCGUUUCACGCAGAGAACUUUCUCCAGCAGCUUUUUAUGGUGGUAAUUUUUCUUGUGAUAUUGGCCGCUGUGUUUCCUGCUGUCCUUUUAGUCCUGGCCAGCCUUGCUGUAGGCGUCUUCAUCCUUUUAUGCGUUUUCCACAGAGGAGUCCAGGAGCUCAAUAAGCUGGAGAACAUCAGCUGGUCACCCUGGUUCUCGCACAUCACCUCAUCCAUGCAGGGCCUGGGCAUCAUCCACGCUUACAACAGGAAGGAGGACUGCAUCAACAAGUUUAAGAUGCUAAAUGAUGAAAACUCCAGCCACCUCCUAUACUUAAACUGUGCUCUCAGGUGGUUUGCUCUAAGAAUGGACGUCCUCAUGAACAUUGUCACCUUCAUUGUGGCCUUGUUGGUGACCCUGAGUUUCUCCUCAAUCAGUGCUUCAUCCAAAGGCUUGUCAUUGUCUUACAUCAUCCAGCUAAGUGGGCUGCUCCAAGUGUGUGUGCGGACAGGAACCGAGACCCAGGCCAAGUUCACCUCCAUGGAGCUGCUCAGGGAGUAUAUUUUGACCUGUGUUCCUGAAUGCACUCACCCCCUGAAAGUGGAGACCUGUCCCCAUGACUGGCCCAGCUGUGGGGAGAUAACAUUCAGAGACUAUCAGAUGAGAUACAGAGACAACACUCCCCUUGUUCUCGAUGGGCUGAACUUGAACAUCCAAAGUGGGCAGACAGUUGGGAUUGUCGGAAGAACAGGGUCUGGAAAGUCGUCAUUAGGAAUGGCUUUGUUUCGUCUGGUGGAGCCAGCCGGCGGCACCAUCUUCAUCGAUGAGGUGGAUAUCUGCACUAUUGGUUUGGAAGACCUCAGCACCAAGCUGACUGUGAUACCCCAGGACCCUGUCCUGUUUGUAGGUACAGUAAGGUACAACUUGGAUCCCUUUGAGAGUCACAUGGAUGAGAUGCUCUGGCAGGUUCUGGAGAGAACAUUCAUGAGAGACACAAUAAUGAAACUCCCGGAAAAAUUACAGGCAUAAGUCACAGAAAAUGGAGAAAACUUCUCAGUAGGGGAACAUCAGCUGCUUUGUAUAGCCCGAGCACUUCUCCAUAAUUCAAAAAUCAUUCUCCUUGAUGAAGCCACUGCCUCCAUGGACUCCAAGACUGACACCCUUGUUCAGAGUACCAUCAAAGAUGCCUUCAAAGGCUGCACAGUGUUGACCAUCGCCCACCGCCUCAACACGAUCCUCAACUGUGACCUGGUCCUGGUCAUGGAAAAUGGGAAGGUGGUCGAGUUUGAUAAGCCUGAAGUUCUUGCUGAGAAGCCAGAUUCUGCAUUUGCAAUGUUACUAGCAGCAGAAAACAAAGUUCGAUUAUAAAGGUCCCUCCGGGGACCACAUCAGCUGGUUUUAGGGGAGGAGGAGGAUGCAUGAGAUGAGUGGAUGAGCCUGCAGGAGGAGGGGCUGU